AUGCAAGAACUCUCAAAUCUCCGGGGGCAAGCCAUUUUUAGCAAUCGGUUGCAUCAAUUCGGUUGUUAUGAUUGGCUCGAUGAUGCCAACGGUCACCUUUCAAUAGAUGUGGUUGCAGUGGCAGUAGAGUCAGCUAUCACCGAUACAUAUCCAACAGUCUCAAACGCGGCCAGGGAGGUUUUUGCAGGCCGAUCAGUAGACAAUACAAUCUAUGGAGUUGCAAUUGACACAGUCUCAACAGUAACCAAUGGAGUCUUUACAGAUUCAGCUAUCAUCGAUGCAUAUCCAGCAGUCCCAAACAUGGCCAUGGAGGUUUCAGCAGGCCGAUCAAUGGAUGACACAAUCUUUGGAGUUGCAAUCAACGCGGUCCUAUCAAUCGCCGAUGGAGUGUUCGCAGAUUCAGCUAUCAUCGGAACCAGACCAGCAGGAUAUUCGGUUGCAAUCUGGACUGAUCUGAUGGGCUUGGUCACAACCGAAGCAGCAGACCGAUCAAUCAAUUAUGCCAUUACACUUCUAGAGGCUGACACAGUCUCUAAAAUCAUCAGAACAAGGUCAGUUGCAAGAAUCACUUUCGCUGAUUUAUGUGCUAAUACCAUCAAUGAAGAACCAGUCACGAGUGUCGCUGGACUAGAAUCGGUGUCUGAAUUCUCAAUGCAUGAUGGUUAUUUCAGUAUUUACAUUUGCAUCACCAACAAUACGCAGAUUCUAGACAAAUCCAACUGGCUGAUGAUUCUGCAGUUGCCCAUCUACAAUGAGACACAUCAACUUAGAGUUGUUUGUUCCAUGAAUCCUUACACACUCAGUCCAGAAGGUAUGGGUUCUUGUCAUGUUGAUUCACGUUUUCAGUUUGGUUCUGUGAUUGUUAGUAGAGGUGAUAGAGGCCAGCUUGCGAGAUGCUCACCAUCCAUGUUUAAUGUAAGUGGGUUGGCCGAGAUUGAUGAUAACCGAAGUCAGUUUCAUACAUCCAUGGUGAACAUAGAAGAAAUGUUUAAUGGUUCGAAUAAAGACAUGGAGGCUUAUGUUAAUGACUUUCAAGAGUGUGUUGAUCUACAAAAUGAAUAUGGCGAGUCUACAAGCAGUGAGGAGGUAGACAAGGAAAUUGUUUGUAGAGACCGGCAUGAUACAGAACCUCAAGACCACGAUGGUUUGAAAGAUGUUGAUACGAUUCUUAAUGAUCAUGGUCACAGUCGACAUUCUAGCCCUGUCCAUCAGGUUUCGAGUUCCUCACCAUUGGAGCAUGAAGAACAAUGUUGCUUGAAUUCAGCCGGGGUUGAUUUUGCUACUACAAAUUUUUCAAAACUCAGUCACCAAGAACAAGGCCGAUUGAUAAUGCUUGAUAGUGAUGAGACUAAAGACACUUCACCGACAGCUAAUGAAACAUCAAUGGGUUUAAUCUCCAUUGGACGGCAGCAUAGGGUAGCCACCGAUUCAGCUUCUAUUUCUUCACAGUUUAGUUGGCAAGAUAAAAGCGUAUUGGGGACGCUCAGUAUUGAUCAAGCUGAAACAAGCACAACCACAUCAUUGGCAGCUGGUGAGGCAUCUAAAGGGUUGAUUUGCAAGGAUGGUAAUCGAACUCGGCAGCUUGAUUCUGUGCAGAUUUCUGGUUCUGUUUUUCUACAAUUUAAGCAACUGAAUCAAGGCUGUUUGAAGACACAAGGUAAGGAACGGGCUAAUAUGGGCAAGACCAAGUUGCGGAAAGUGGAGAGUGUCUUGAAAAAGGUGGUUGGUUGCAAUGAAGAGCAAAAUCGACAGACCGAUUCCAGCGGCCAUCGAGUUGGGCGAACGUCUACAAACUCUUUAUUUGGGGCCGAUUCUCUUUGUAUUGAUGCUGAAUCCGAUGAGAAUCAAGAGGAGAAAUACAUUGCUUGGGUGGAUUAUGGUGCUACUGUAGAAUGGAGGUUUAAGUUGACCGCUAAUCAGAGGAUCCUGAAAUCAUUAGCUGGUCAAGAGAAAAGGCGUUGCACUCGAGCUUAUGCCAAACUUUUUGGGUCUACACCAAAGAGGAUUAAAGCAUUUUAUGUUGAAAAGAUAGUGGCCAAAAAGGAUGAUGAUAUGAAGCUGAAGGUUGAUGAGAAUAAAGAGGGCAAUGAAGAUGAUCGGUUGAUGAAUGAUAAAGCUGAGAUAGAAGUCGUGAAGCUGAUUGAAAAAUGGCAGGUCGAGCUGCAGUUAGAAGGUGAUAAUAAUCACCCAUCUCAUGCAUUGUUAAGAGAGACCGGUGUAGCAUUAACAAUCAACGAAGAAGAGAGCUGCAAGCAAAUCGAUUCUGAUGUAGUUAGUGUGAGUGACAAGGAAGGCGCCAAAGAAAAUGGUUCUGGUACAGUCAGUAGUGCUGUCGUGGCAAAUCCAGUUCUUAAACAGUUUGGCAGCCAACCCCAGGUUCCACAUAGCAAGAUGGUUACUUCUCCAAUGAAUUCUCAAGGUCAAUUAUUGUCAAAGGAGGUCAGGAGUAAAGAUACCCUUCCUGGUUUUGAAGUUCAAGAUGUUGAGAAGCAAAAGGUCAACAGUACUUCUAGUUCUCCCAUUUCAAAUGGCCGGUUAAGUCCAAAAUCAGACCUCAGUGUUAACAUAGCUCAAGAACAGAAGAACCGUAGAAGCUAUCUGCGAUGGCAAAUAUCACAAGAGUCCAGGUCCAGCUCUAGAACUGAUAAUGACUUUAAGGGGAAGCCUCAGCCGUUGCAAAGAAGUAAGCAUGCACCAUUCUUUAAUCCGUAUUAUUCACAUUCUGCGUGGGUACCGUAUUACAUUAUGUAUCUCGUGGAAUGGUGUUAUGUGGAUCUAAGGGCCACGUGGAAUGCGUCUGGCUAG
Messenger RNA from Oldenlandia corymbosa var. corymbosa, 2805 nucleotides. The record is from the annotation of a GenBank genome assembly. Lineage: Eukaryota; Viridiplantae; Streptophyta; Magnoliopsida; Gentianales; Rubiaceae.